Messenger RNA from Morchella importuna, 1422 nucleotides. RefSeq lists its product as uncharacterized. The transcript is spliced from 7 exons. Lineage: Eukaryota; Fungi; Ascomycota; Pezizomycetes; Pezizales; Morchellaceae. Gene Ontology annotation, biological process: medium-chain fatty acid catabolic process; medium-chain fatty acid biosynthetic process. Gene Ontology annotation, molecular function: acetylesterase activity; monoacylglycerol lipase activity. The record is from RefSeq and is a predicted model, not a curated record. Bases 1 to 1422 code for a protein of 473 amino acids.
AUGCACGGCCAGAUCGACCUGCAGAGGAGGAAGAAGAGGAAGAAGAGGAAGAAGAAGAGGAAGAGGAAGGAAAAAGCAAUUGCAGAGAGGCUUUGGUGGCGCCGUGUUGCAGCUCUGAGUAACUAUUAUAAUUAUUAUAUUACCCACUCAUUAACCACCCCCACUCGUUCACCCUCCCUCCACAAUGCCCUUCGGCCUCCCCUCCCCACCCGCCUUCCACCACGCCCUAAAAACCAUCCUCCUCCACCCAAAGCCCUCCUCCUCCUCCUCCUCCUCCUCCUCCUCCUCCUCCGCCCCCACCCCCUCUCCACCUUCAUCCCCCCCCUCGUCCCCACCUUCUACGCCAACCCCCUCCUCUUCAACGGCCACCUGCAGACCUGCUACACCGCAAUCAAGCGCGCCGACCCCUACGCCGUCCACUAUGCCCGCCGCCACCUCACAAACCCCAACGACGGCGGCCACUUCGCCGUCGACUUUGCCGUCGCCCCCUUCGACCCGCCCCCGCCCCCGCCCGCCGCCGACCUCCCCGAGCGCACGCGCCACAUGCCGCCCGCCACCCACCUCGCCAGCGACGACGACACGCCCAUGCUCGUCGCCCUCCACGGCCUCAGCGGCGGCAGCCACGAGGUCUAUCUCCGCGCCGUGCUGGCGCCGCUGCUGGCCGCCGGCGGCUGGGAGGCCUGUGUGGUCAAUGCGCGCGGGUGCGCGAGGAGCACAAUCACGACGAAGCAGCUGUUUAAUGCGAGGUUCACGGAGGACCUCAGGGUCACGGUGGGGUUUCUGAGGAGGACGUUCCCGAAUAGGCCGUUGUAUGUCAUGGGCUUCUCGCUCGGCGCCAACAUUUUGACGAAUUAUCUGGCAGAGGAGGGAGACAAGUGCGUCUUCAAAGCCGCAAUCGUCUGCUCAAACCCCUGGAACCUCGAGCUCUGCUGCAAGAACCUCCACCGCACCUACCUCGGCCAGAUGUACUCCCGCGUCAUGGGCGAAAACCUGAAGCGCCUCUUCGAGCAGCACGUCCACAACCUCGACCUCCCCGCCGCCCAGGUCGCCGCCGUGCGCGCCGGCGUGCUGAUGGACGACUUUGACCGCGCGCUGACGAGCAAGGUCUUUGGCUACGCGACGGUCGGCGCAUACUACCGCGACGCCUCGUCGGUCGACAGCCUGCUGCGGGUGCGCGUGCCGACGCCCAUCAUCCACGCGCGCGACGACCCGAUUGCGUGCGACGAGGCGGCGCCGUACGAGGAGGUGCGCGCGACGCCGUGGUGCGUCAUGGUCACGACGGGCGUGGGCGGGCAUCUGAGCUGGUUUGAGCUUGGCGGGGGGAGGUGGUUUGCUGGUGUGAUUGUGGCGUUCUUGAGGAGUCGGACGCAUCGGCGUCUGAUGCCUCCAAAGAGCUGUAAUUGGGCUGUAUUGUCUAGAUGA